AUGGCUUUGCAAGCUGGUAUGGGAGUCACCAGGCUCCUCAUGAUUGUCGGCACGGGAUACACGGGGACAAUUCUGAUGAGGAACGAAACCCAAUCUUCAUCGGACGAUGUGUCUGAACAGGUUCGUCGAUUGGCGGAGGAAAUGCGUGGAUUCGCUAAUCGCCCAGUGAUCAUCAACGGGGAUUCCGGGAAUAGCGGCGGUUUAACCGCAUCAUCUGUUUUGGUCCCGGCGGCUACUUUGGGCGCUUUGGGCUAUGGAUAUAUGUGGUGGAAGGGAAUUUCAUUCUCGGAUUUCAUGUACGUCACGAAGCAUGGUAUGUCGGUUGCCGUGGAGAAUUUGACGAAGCAUUUGGAGAACGUUUCGGAUGCUCUGGCUUCGACUAAGAAGCACUUGACACACAGGAUUGAGAACUUGGAUGGGAAAUUGGACGAGCAAAUGGAGAUUUCGAAGCUGAUUAAAUCCGAUGUCGGUGAGGUCCAUGAUGAUCUGUCCCAAAUUAACUUUGAUUUGGAAGAAUUGCAGCGGGUGGUUAAUGGGUUGGAUGACAAACUUCUGUCACUGGAAGCUAAGCAGGAGCUGGCAAACGCUGGUGUUAUGUACUUGUGCAACUUUGUGAAUGGAAAGCGGGGGAAAAUACCGGAGAGACUCCAAGAUCAACUCAAAGAUGUUGGUAGUUCAGUCCCCAGUCUAAUGGGUCUUAAGGAUUUGGAUGCCCUGGAUUGUGGAAUUGUCAAGAAAAGGUUAUUAACAUAUGACUUGACGAAAUAA
This is a messenger RNA of Oldenlandia corymbosa var. corymbosa, 768 nucleotides long. The record is from the annotation of a GenBank genome assembly. Lineage: Eukaryota; Viridiplantae; Streptophyta; Magnoliopsida; Gentianales; Rubiaceae.